AUGCCCGAACCCGUGCGCUUCUUCAGCCAACACGUCCCGCUCCUCGAUCCGCUGUCAUUCGACGACGCGCUCUGCUUCGACGCGCGCCUCGAGCCGGCUUUACACGCUGAUCUGCGGAACGGGCCUGAUGUUAGGGCCGUACCGGUCGAUCGGGAGUCUGGGGUGAAGCCGGGGAUGAGGGGUGUUGUACGGGGGUUACGGUAUGGUGAUGGUGAUACCGAUGAGUGCAGCUUCUUCUGGAACGAGGUCAAAGACUUUACGACGAGCAUGCUCUACAUCCUCCCCGGCGCCUCCCAUCUCUGGGUAAACGCAACGUACAUCCCCCCAAAAACACCGCACCUCCUGCACGACAACGACCUCAUCCACCUACACUCACCCUCCCUCUCCCAACCAAUACACACCCGCUUCAUCUACCGCCACACGCCCUUCCUCGGCUGCCCCAACACACCGCUAGCGUUCGACGUCCUCGGCAAGCUGGGCAGCGGGAGCUCGGGCGUCGUUAAAGAGUGCAGGGACCAGCAUACGGGCGAGAGGGUCGCGGUCAAGGUUAUCAAGGCGCAGGAGGGUUCAAGUUGCGGGGUGGGGUUUUGUGGGGGGCGGCCGAGGGAGUACGCGGUGUUGCGGGAGCUGUGCAAUCCCGAGGCCGUGGAGAGGUAUCUCGCUGAGAGUGGACUUGAAGAGCAUGAGCUUGCGGUGGUGAGGUGUCGGGCGCUGUGGUUCGAUAAGAGGCGGAAGGAGCAUCACGUCGUGUACCCGCUCGCGCGCACCGAUCUCGACCAGAUCGUCACAACCAACGGCCGGCUCUCCGAACGCACAGCGCGAUCCGUAGCGAAACAGCUCUGCACCGCGCUUCGAUACCUCCACGCCAGCCAGAUCGUCCACUGCGAUGUCAAGCCCGGCAACAUCCUCAUCACAGGCCCGGGCCCAACACCGGCGCCACACGACGAUCUGCGCGUCGUGCUCGCGGACUUUGGGUACGCGUUGUGGGAGCACGAGAUCCCGUCUGUACCGCGUGCCAUGGGCACGCGCGGGUGCAAAGCGCCCGAAAGCACAAACUUCAAAAAGUGCGGCUCGGCGAUCGACAUGUUCGCGCUCGGCGCCACGAUCUUCUUCGCACUGACAGGCCGCUUCCCGUACGGAUACAAAGACCCAGGCGAGAUCAUCAUCGAUGCGCGCCAGCUGUCUGUUUGGCCGUUGUUGGAGAGCGUAGGCGUGAGCGCAGCCGGACAGGAUUGGAUUGCGCGGGCGCUGUUGCUUGAGCCGAGAGAGAGAAUGAGUGCGGAUGAGGGGUUGAGGCAUGCGUGGAUUGGGGGUGGGGAGCUGGUAAAGGCGGAUCUCGGUGCGCCUAAAGAGGGCGGCGAGCAGUGCGCGUAUGCGUACGAUUCGGACACGGACUCGGAGCCAAGCCAGGAUAGUGACGAUGAUGAGGAUGAAGACGGAGUGGUAACAUGCUACGCAUGUGGUGCGAAGCGAAGGCGCGCGGGAUCGGAUACGGGAUCGGAGACGUUGGAGGGGAGCGAGCAGGAGGCGAAGGAUGGAAAGGACGUUGACACGUAG
Peniophora sp. CBMAI 1063 is the source of this 1557-nucleotide messenger RNA. Lineage: Eukaryota; Fungi; Basidiomycota; Agaricomycetes; Russulales; Peniophoraceae. The record is from the annotation of a GenBank genome assembly.